CUCUCUACCCUCUUCUUCUCUUCUUCUUCUAAGUUCUUAUUCAUCCACAAAGGCGGAGCUUUUCACUUUCAAUCUUUCUCCGGCGACCGUUCCGAUAACAACCCAUAUUAUCAAUUACUACAACAAACCCUACUUCCCGUUCAAUUCUUCCUCUUUUAUAGAUUUCCCAGACUUCAAUUUCUCCUUCUCAUCUCUAUAUCGAAAUCAGAGUCUUGUCGAAGAACAAGAAGAGGGUAAAGAGCUAUUCAAUUCUUGUAAUCUUGCCGAUGAAGCGAUUGAACUAACUCUCAAUUUUAGCAAUAAUUGAUGGAUCCAGACACCAAGAAAUUCGGAAGAGGGCCAAGAGAACUUACCGGGGCAGUGGAUCUUAUAAGUCACUACAAGUUAUUGGCUCAUCAUGAGUUCUUCUGCAAGAGGUCACUUCCUUUAUCGAUUUCAGACACACACUACCUUCACACAGUGGUUGGAGACACAGAGAUAAGGAAAGGGGAAGGAAUGCAAUUGCAUCAGCUAAUGGGAGAAGCACCUUACUCUAAAGAUGCAAAUGCCCGCAUACAACCAUUUGACAUUGACGUUCUCAAAGAAGCUUUUCAACUGAGGGAAACUGCUCCAAUUGAACUGCCUCCUGGAGAGAAAGGAGCUCCCACAAUCCCUGGGAAAUCUGCUAGUGAGUCCAAGGAUAAGGAAAAGAAGCAUAAAAGACAUAAGGACAAGGAUAAAAGUAAAGACAGAGAACAUAAGAAGCAUAAGCAUCGCCAUAAGGAUCGAAGUAAAGACAAAGACAAAGAUAAAGAAAAAAAGAAAGAUAGAAGUGGUCAUCAUGAUAUGGUUGGGGAACAUUCCAAGAAACACCAUGAUAAGAAAAGGAAGCAUGACGGAGAUCAAGAUCUCGCUGAUAAUCACAAGAGAAGCAAGCAUAAGAGUACAAAGAUGGACGAGGUGGGAAUCAUAAAAGUAGCAAGCUGAAAUAUGGCAUUCUGUUCUAUGUGGUUAGUAUUGAAAUUUGGAUGGCUUGUUUUAGUUUGGCCGAAAUACUUUCAAGGAAACAUUACGAACAUAUCAGACUCAUGAAGGGGUUUUACCUUGAUGGUUCAAAUUUUGCUUAUAUGCUCACGAAUAGCCGAUUGGACUUAACUUUUUUUAUCAUACAAAAGACAAUGCAAAAUUUGGGUCGUUUGUGAAGAGUGCCAUCUUAUCGUUUUCGUGUUUUGUUACUAGUUUUUUCUUCUAGAAUUUAAACUUAUCUUAUUAACUCAAGACCCCUUUUUUUUGGUUGGAGCCCAGGGCUAGUGCAAGGAGUAGGUCAAAGAUUGGUGCUAUAAAAUUUUACAAUGACCACUAUUGAUUUUUUUUUUUUU
Molecule: messenger RNA, 1358 nt
Organism: Impatiens glandulifera
Lineage: Eukaryota; Viridiplantae; Streptophyta; Magnoliopsida; Ericales; Balsaminaceae
Product: mediator of RNA polymerase II transcription subunit 19a-like
Exons: 7
Coding region: 307-966 (219 amino acids)
Biological process (GO): positive regulation of transcription by RNA polymerase II
Cellular component (GO): mediator complex
Molecular function (GO): transcription factor binding; transcription coregulator activity
Source: RefSeq, a predicted model, not a curated record